AUGUUGCAGGUUCGAAUCCUGCUGGUAGCUAAACAUUUGCUAAACUCAUUCCAUUUAAAUGAGGUAAAUAAAAAAUACCUAAGUCCGUUCAAAAAUCCCCAUUUUAAAUGCAAUAUACCUAAUUUAAUUUUUCUACAAUAUACAUAUAGGUAUAUUUGGAGAGCAGAUAAAUGCUUAAACAGUACAGCAACAUUCACAGUUGGUUGUAAAUGGAAAGGGAAAGAUGCCAUUGAACGUUUCAAUAUUUUAAUGAAACAAAAAUUUCCGAAUGACAAAGCAUUAUUUGAAAAAUUGGCAAAUGGGCAUUUACAAUAAAU
Meloidogyne enterolobii is the source of this 317-nucleotide messenger RNA. The record is from the annotation of a GenBank genome assembly. Lineage: Eukaryota; Metazoa; Nematoda; Chromadorea; Rhabditida; Meloidogynidae.